GCUAGAGCUGGGGUGCUCUGAGGCAGCCACCUGCACGUAAGCUGCACUUGGUGACCUCAGUGCAGUUUGGCACCCACAGGGGCGUCUGAUGGGUGUGCAGCACUUGGCUGUCCAAAAUGUCUCGGCGCAGAGCAUGCUGCUGGCCUGGCAGCCUGUCGGUGGUGCCACUGGCUACCGGCUCUCCUGGGCGACCCUCACAGGGCAGGACAGGCAGAGGGUGGAUCUGGAUGCUGGGAAGACAUCACAUCCACUGGAGGGGCUGCAGCCCAACACCAACUACAUAGUGACUGUGACCCCACUUUUUGGACAGCUGGAGGGCCCCACAGCCACAGUACGGCAGAGGACAGAGGCAGCUGUGGAGCAGACGCUGCAGACCAACAUCCUGGGCCCCACAUCCAUCCAGGUGAUCUGGACUGGUGCCCGUGAUGCCCGUGGCUACCGUCUGGAGUGGAAGAGAGACACAGGACUGGAGCCCCCCAGGACAGUGUCACUCCCUAGCAGUGCCAACACCUACCAGUUGACAGGGCUGCAGCCAGGCACUGAGUACCGGAUCACCCUUUACACGCUCUAUGAUGGCAGGGAAGUGGCCACCCCUGUUACCACCUUCCAGACAGGUGUGGAGGUGCCCGUGGGUACCGUGUCGAACCUGCGGCUCACUGAGGAGUCAGGCAGGCGGGUGCGGCUGGGCUGGACUGGUGUCCCUGGUGCCACUGAGUACAAAGUGGUGGUGCGCAACAACCAAGACAGCACAGAGAGGACAAGGCGUGUCCCAGGCAGCCAGACUGGGCUGGAGCUGAGUGACCUCCGUGAGGGCAUCACCUACGUGGUGCGUGUCUCGGCGCUGGCAGGCAGCCGAGAGGGCAGUGCUGCCACACUCACCAUCCGCCUCAAGUAUCCAGCAGUGGGCAGUGUCUCGGAGCUGCGAGUGACAGAGGCCAGUCCCAGCCAGCUGCGAGUCACCUGGCGAGGGCCGCCAGGUGCUGGAGGCUACCUGCUGACAUGGCGAGGCAGUGAUGGCCUGGAGCAGUCCCGCUUCCUCCCUGCUGACCCCACUGCUUUCACCAUCGAGGGGCUGCGCGCAGGCGUCGUCUACACCAUUGGCGUCUCAGCCAUCGUGGAUGGCCGUGAAAGCAGGCCUGUCACCACCACAGGGCAGACUGCACCUGAGCAGGUGGGGACGGUGUCCCAGCUGGAGGUGCAAGAGUCCAGGAGCAAUAUUGCCCGCGUCACCUGGGUUGGUGUGCCAGGAGCCACUGCCUACCGCGUGGUCUGGAGCCGUACAGAUGGAGGCUCAGAGAGCAGCCGUCGGGUUCCUGGCCACACUAGCUCCUUUGACAUCCCUGACCUGGAGGGCGGUGUCUCCUACACUGUGAAGGUGACGGCUCUCAUAGGCAACCGGGAGGGCAACCCUGUCUCCAUCAUCGUCACUACCCCGGAGGCAGCCCCGCUGCCCCCUGUCAGAAGCUUCCGUGUGACAGAGGCCUCUGAGCACCGUCUGCUCCUGGCCUGGGUGCCUGCAGCUGGCAGUGCUGGGUACCGCCUGGUUUGGCGCCUGGCUGAGGGAGGGCCUCAGCACAGCCAGCAGCUCCCAGCCACCACCAGCACCUAUGACCUGGGGGGGCUGGAGCCGGGCAGGCGCUAUCACAUCAGCAUCAGCAGCUUGGCUGGCAGCCGGCAGAGUGAGCCAGCCACCAUUACUGCUGUCACUGCAGCUGCCCCAGCCCGUGUUACCAACCUGCGUGUGACAGAGGUGCGGAGAGACUCAGUGACACUCGCCUGGACCUCUGUCCCUGGUGCCUCCAGCUACAUCCUCUCUUGGAGCCCCCCCGCAGCUGGUGGGGAGACGAGGAGGACAGUGCCUGGUACUGCUAGCUCCCAGCAGGUUUCUGGGCUGCGCCUGGGCCAGAGCUACACCUUCACCCUCCGCCCGUUCCUGGGGAGCGUGCCAGGUGCCGAGACCUCGGUCAGCGAGCGCACAGUCUGCAGGGAUGCCCGUGGUGACAUUGUCUUCCUGGUGCACGGCACCCGUGACAGUUCCUCUGGCGCUGAUGCCAUCCGCACCCUCCUUUCCAACACCGUGUCCUCCCUGGGGCGCCUGGGCCCUGAGGGCACACAGGUGGCUCUGGCCACAUACAGCUACCGCAGCCUGCCCUGGCUAUUCCUGAACCGCUCCAGCGACCUGCCUGCUGUGCUGGAGCAGAUCCGUACCAUGCGCUACGAGGAGCCCAGCGGCAAUGCUAUUGGAGCAGCCAUAACCUUUGCCAGGACCUAUCUGCUGAGCCCCAAUGCAGGGCGCCGGCUCAAUGUGCCAGCGGUGCUGGUGGUCCUGGCUGAUGGCCCUUCAGGGGACGAUGCCAUCACUGCAGCCAGAGAUGUUAAAGCUGGAGGGGUCCAGGUGCUAGCAGUGAGUUUGGAGGGGGCAGACCAGGAGCAGCUCCGGCGCAUGGUCACUGGCGAGGACCCACGGUACAUCUACCGUGGUGGCAGCACCCUGGCAGAGCUGGAGGGAGAGCUCACUGAUGACCUCUGCACCAUCAUCUCCACCAGGCCAGAGCCAAUGCCGAAGCCCUGCACUGUGCAGUGCCCCAGGGGUGAGAAGGGAGAACGCGGUGAGGCAGGACCACAAGGACGAGCAGGGCCACCAGGCCUCCCUGGAGAGCCGGGCCGUCAUGGGCCACCUGGCCCUCCAGGACCCCCGGGGCCACGGACUGUGCCAGAAGAUACCAUCGAGCGUCCAGGCAAGAAGGGGGAUAGGGGAUUCCCUGGAGCUGAUGGGACACCAGGAAGCCCUGGCCGCCCUGGGAAUCCUGGAUCACCUGGCCAACCAGGCACCCAAGGCAUCCCUGGACCCCGAGGAGAUCCUGGCCCACGGGGGCCAACAGGGCUUUCUGGCCCGAAGGGGGAGAAAGGAGAGCCGGGGGAGCCUGGUGUGAUCAGGGAUGGAGGACAGGGGCUGCCAGGCCGGAAAGGAGAGCCAGGAACAGUGGGCAGCCCUGGCCCCCCCGGGAGCCCGGGCCCAAGGGGACCAUUUGGUGAUCCAGGUCCCCCUGGUCCACUUGGACCCAUGGGGCCACCAGGACCUCCAGGAGAGUUUGUGAAGGGAGAGAAAGGUGACCGAGGAGAAAGGGGCCCCCCUGGACUGGUGGAUGGGGCAGCACCUCGAGGGGAGCCUGGCCUCCCGGGCCUGCCUGGGGACCCUGGGCCUCGAGGACCUGCUGGACCCCCUGGCCUCAAAGGAGAGAAGGGUGAUGGAGCAGAAGGCUUCCCAGGGCUGCCUGGACGCCCUGGGGACCCAGGAGACCGGGGCCCACGGGGACCACCAGGGGAGCAGGGCAGGAAGGGAGACCGUGGGGCACCAGGUGACCUGGGAGAUAUGGGCGAGAAGGGGGACCGUGGCAUGCCAGGCCCGGAGGGGCAGAAGGGUGAGGCAGGAGUCCCAGGGCGCCCAGGACCAUCAGGCAGAGAGGGAGCUCCAGGACCAGCUGGGCCCCGAGGGGAGAAGGGGGAGCAUGGAGAGAAGGGUGAUGAAGGCACUCCGGGUGAAGCAGGUCUGCCUGGCAAACCUGGAGACAGGGGCCCACGGGGCCUCCCUGGCUACCGUGGUCCCCCUGGGGAGAAAGGUGACCCAGGGGACCCAGGUCUUGAAGGCAGGAAUGGCAGCCCUGGAGCACCAGGGAGCAAGGGCGACCGUGGGGAGCCGGGGCCUCCUGGACCUCCAGGACGAACUGCUGACAUAGGGCUCGGAGGAGCAGGGGAGAAGGGUGAGAAGGGGGACCCUGGGGACCCUGGUGAGGAUGGUGCAAAGGGUGCCCGGGGCGAUGCUGGCUCCCCUGGUGUGCCUGGAGAGAGGGGUGUGGAGGGCCCCCGUGGGCCCCCUGGUGCACGGGGCGACCCAGGUGACCGAGGACUGCCAGGAGAGAAGGGGGACCGUGGCCCACCAGGGCUGGAUGGCCGCAAUGGGCUGGAAGGCAAACCUGGGCACCCAGGCCCCACCGGGCUGCGGGGGGACCCGGGGAAGCAAGGGGACCCUGGCCGAGAUGGACUGCCUGGGCUGCGUGGGGAGCAGGGACUGCCUGGCCCCAUUGGCCCUGUGGGACCACCUGGCAUCCCGGGCAAACCAGGCGAUGAUGGCAAACCCGGCCUCAACGGCAAGAAUGGAGAAGAUGGCACACCAGGAGAAGAUGGCAGAAAGGGUGACAAAGGUGACACAGGACCCCCUGGCAGAGAGGGCCCCAGUGGUGCCAAAGGCGAGCAGGGGGACAGAGGUGUGCCAGGGCCCCUUGGCCCCCCUGGCAUCCCAGGGCAGGUCGGUCCCCCAGGCCAGGGCUUGCCAGGUGUCCGUGGGGUGCCUGGACCAAAGGGGGACCCAGGGGAGCCUGGACUGCAAGGAGAGCCGGGGCGACCUGGCAACCCUGGAGCACGUGGAGACCCUGGGACUUCAGUGAACAUUGAACGUAGCCUGGAAGCACUUGGCAUCAAGAUUUCAUCCCUGAAGGAGCUCACGGGUGCAUAUGAUGGGAGCUCGGACUCGUUCGUGCCACUGUCUGAACGGCUGCGGGGCCAGAAGGGCAGCCGGGGAGAGCCGGGGGAGAGAGGCCCUCCAGGUCGAGAGGGCUCCUUAGGCUUUCCUGGUGAGCGAGGACCCAAAGGUGACAAAGGAGAACUGGGUGCCCCUGGCCCCCAGGGCCCUAUGGGACGUGCUGUGGGCGAGCGGGGUCCUGAGGGGCCACCCGGGCAGCCAGGGGAGCCUGGCAAGCCAGGCAUCCCAGGGGUGCCAGGCCGUGCUGGGGAGCUUGGGGAGGCUGGCAGGCCUGGUGAGAAAGGUGACCGAGGCGAGAAGGGUGACCGUGGUGAACAGGGCAGAGAUGGCUUGCCUGGUCCCCCUGGGCCCCCAGGGCCCAAGGCAGACGUGGCAGAGGGCAGCCUGAUGGGGUUCCCAGGAGAGCGUGGCCCUGCUGGACUCAAGGGAGCGAAGGGUGAGCCAGGAGCCGAUGGCGAGAGGGGACCCAAAGGAGAUAAGGGCGAUGGUGGCUCACGGGGAGAACGAGGGGAGCCUGGAGAGAAGGGCAGGGAUGGUGCCCCAGGCCUCCCGGGUGAGAGAGGGCUGGCUGGCCCCGAGGGGAAGCCGGGCUUGCCAGGCUUCCCCGGUGUGCUGGGACGCCCGGGCAGCCAGGGAGACCCAGGACCUCCAGGACCUCCAGGCAGCACUGGACCACCAGGGACCCAGGGACCAGCUGGGACCAAGGGUGAGCCAGGGGAGCCUGGCUCUGGUGUCCGGGGUUUGCCUGGUCCCCAGGGUAGCAUGGGGCUGCCUGGCCCCACCGGCCCCCCUGGUCCAGGGGGUCCACCGGGUGUCCCAGGGCUGCCAGGACAAGUGGGGGAGAGCGGGAAGCCCGGCGUGCCAGGAAGGGAUGGUGUGCCAGGGAAGGAUGGUGAGGCUGGGAUGCCUGGAAAGAUGGGUAUGCCAGGACCUUCAGGCCCUGCAGGUCCCAAGGGAGAGCCAGGGGAUGUCGGAGCCCCAGGGCAGGCCAUUGCUGGCCCUCCUGGUGCCAAAGGUGAGAAGGGUGAGCCAGCACUGCUGAAGGAUCUGCUGCUGGGAGAACCUGGCUCCAAGGGUGAGCGAGGCUUGCCCGGCCCCAAGGGUGAGAAGGGAGAGCCAGGAGGAUUUGGAGAGCCAGGGGAUCCUGGGGAAGAUGGAGCCAAGGGGUCCUCUGGAGCCAAAGGAGAGAAAGGAUCACCAGGUGUCGGUGUGCAGGGACCUCCAGGACAGGACGGGCCUCCAGGCUUGAAGGGUGACAUUGGCUUGCCAGGACCACCUGGACCUCCAGGUUUAGCAGGCAUUGCUGGGACACCAGGACAGCCGGGCCUGAGAGGAGAUAAUGGGCAGCCUGGCCCACCAGGUGCCCCAGGAGAGAGGGGGAUGAUUGGCUUUCCAGGGAGAGAUGGCACCUCUGGACCACCAGGACCUGCAGGGCCCCCUGGGCCAGCUGGCAUACAAGGGGCCUCUGGCCUGAAGGGUGACAAGGGUGCCCCUGGGGCUGGGCUGCCUGGAGCCAGAGGUGAGCGUGGAGACCCAGGGCCACGGGGUGAAGAUGGGCGCCCAGGACGAGAAGGAGAUCGAGGGCCAGCUGGCUUGCCUGGGAACCGUGGGGAGCGUGGGGACAAGGGAGAUGUUGGGGCCCCAGGGCCCAAAGGAGACAAGGGCGAUACCGUGGUGGUGGAGGGGCCUGCGGGAGCACGAGGCAGCAAGGGAGAGCCGGGUGAGCGUGGCCUGAAGGGCAUGGAAGGGGACAAGGGCGACAAGGGGGAGCAAGGCAUGCCUGGAGAGAAGGGGGUGAGGGGUGAGCAAGGCGAGAAGGGCUCCACAGGCUUCCCUGGGGCACGUGGCCCUGGUGGGCAGAAGGGAGAGGCUGGAGUGUCAGGAGAGCCUGGGGAGCCGGGCCAGCCCGGCCGUGACGGGGUCCCCGGAGCCCGAGGAGAGAAGGGGGACGUAGGACCUCUGGGCAUGCGUGGUCCCAAGGGUGACCGGGGCAUGAAAGGCGCCUGUGGCCUCGAUGGGGACAAGGGCGAGAAGGGAGAGCCAGGGAUCCCGGGGCGCGCAGGGCUGCCGGGGAGGAAAGGCGAGCCGGGAGAGCUGGGUCUGUCGGGACCACCGGGCAUCCCCGGGAAGGAGGGGCUCAUGGGACCCAAGGGUGACCGGGGAUUCGACGGGCAGCAGGGAGCCAAAGGAGACCAGGGGGAGAAAGGAGACCGGGGUGCCCCAGGCAUUGUAGGUGGCCCUGGUCCACGGGGCAUUGAUGGUGCUCCUGGUCCCCCUGGACCUCCAGGAAGUGUUGGCCCCCGAGGUCCUGAGGGCAUACAGGGCCAGAAGGGGGAGAGAGGCCCCCCUGGGCAGUCGGUGCCAGGGCCCCGCGGUGUGCCUGGCAUUCCGGGUGAGAGAGGAGAGCAGGGCAGUCCUGGCACCCAGGGGUUCCGUGGGGAGAAAGGGGAGCCGGGCAUGAGGGAGGAGGAGAUCCGUGCCUUUGUCAGGCAGGAGAUGAGCCAGCACUGUGCCUGUGGAGGCCAUUUCCCACGGCGUCUGGAUUCACGUGAGCACUCAGGAGGCUGGGGGGCUCAGGCCAGGAGUAGCCUCCCCUCUAUCCAGGGAGGAGGAAGAAUCGUCCGCCAGGAGAAGCAGCAUGGCCAGACAGGGCUCUUCCCCGCUCAUCCUUUCCCCACUGGCAGUGCAGUCCCCGUGCUGAAGUUGUCACAUGCUGAGGAAGAGGAGGGACAGGACAUGCAGGUCAUGCUUAACACCGAUGACCUAGACUAUGACAGUGAGUACGAUGAGGAGGAGGACUAUGAUGAGGGUCUGGAGAUGGAGCACUUGGAGCAGCCUGCAAUGGGUGCUGAGCCCUGCGGCCUGCCACUGGACGAGGGGGACUGCCAGCGCUACACACUGCGGUGGUACUACAACCAAAGAGUCACCGAGUGCCGGCCCUUCGUCUACAGCGGCUGCCAGGGCAACCUCAACCGCUUCGACAGCAAGGAGGAGUGUGAGCUGCGCUGUGGGCAGCGCCCAGGGGCAGGUGCCCAUGUCACGGCCAGUGGCAAGGUGGGAGCGCAGCCAAAGGUGUAGGCAUGGGCAGUGUCUCAGCAGGCAGUGCUGCUCAGCAGCUCGGCCCAGCAGUUGCCCUGGCCGGGGCUGGGCUGCCCGCAGUGUCAGAGGCCACAUGCCCACCAGCCCCCAGAAGGAACCUGGUGCUAUUUCUAACAUGUCUUUUUGCUGCUCAUGGGGUUUUCCUUUCGUAUUAGUUUUAUUGCCCAUUAAGGUGAAAUGUCAAACAGGAAACUAUCCCCAAGGCUCUUAAUCCAUUUUCCCACCUGGAGUUUUCCUGGGCUGUUCCCAGUUUGAUUUUUAACUUAUUUGUUGCAAUGGGAUGAUGUUUGGCCCCAUGCCCCAUCUCUGGCAGCCCAGAAGUGGAGCUGGGACUUGCCAGGGUUGGCUCCCCUCAUAGAACAUUCUCAUACCCUUCCCUGCCCCUAACCCUCCCUUGUUCCCUUUCUCCUCUGGGGCACACUGCCUGUGUUCCUGGACAAGGUAGUGCCUCCAUACGCAGCAUCCUUCACCCCCAUCCUGCAAACAGCUCCAUCUGAAUAAAUUUCACCCUAACCACAA
Pogoniulus pusillus (Red-fronted tinkerbird) is the source of this 8158-nucleotide messenger RNA. RefSeq names its product collagen type VII alpha 1 chain (gene COL7A1). NCBI's taxonomy places the organism in Eukaryota, Metazoa, Chordata, Aves, Piciformes, Lybiidae. Gene Ontology annotation, biological process: extracellular matrix organization. Gene Ontology annotation, molecular function: serine-type endopeptidase inhibitor activity; protein binding; extracellular matrix structural constituent conferring tensile strength. The transcript has 105 exons. The record is from RefSeq and is a predicted model, not a curated record. Bases 89 to 7618 code for a protein of 2509 amino acids.